Daphnia carinata is the source of this 4129-nucleotide messenger RNA. RefSeq lists its product as uncharacterized. The record is from RefSeq and is a predicted model, not a curated record. Bases 618 to 3422 code for a protein of 934 amino acids. The transcript is spliced from 13 exons. Lineage: Eukaryota; Metazoa; Arthropoda; Branchiopoda; Diplostraca; Daphniidae.
GAAAAAAAAACUUUUCCCAUCGCUUAGCACCUGUCCGAAAAACUUGGUGCCUGUGACGGCACGUGUACUUUCUCGCACCGAGCCUUUCGAUUCAAACGAGGAGUCAUGUAUUCUUUAGCUUCUUUCUCCCGAACGUGGUGACGGCGUGAGCAAAAAAAAAGGGGGGGGGGAGGGGAGGAAUGAGGAGUCCAGGUUUGUGUAACCAUCUGCGAGCAUCAAGUGCAUUGCACCUUCUCUGCUUCUGGAAAGAAUAGCACAGGAACAAUGUGCCCAGUCGACCGAAUGGGUCCCGUGGCGGUCCUUGUAGCUCUGCCUCCAACGAACCACUGAUACCUUCGCUCCUCCUCCACCUUCUGCUCACCGGUCGCUCCGUCCAGGUUUCUUCCGGCUUUCUGGCUACCAAGUAGUGGUGUUCGAGCCGAUUUGACCAACAGUCCUUCGCCAGUCGUCCUAUCGACUAGUAGUACUCCAAAUCUUCCAUCUCGACGUUCAGUUAUUCUUCGUUUCAGUGUCUACUAUUGGCCCUUAGCUGCGGCCGAUUCGUGAUUUAAGUUACCUUAAUUGGAAACCCGACAUAGUGUCAACAACAUCCAACGUUUGGAGAUUAAGCGGACUCAAUGAUGGCGCGGAGCAGUUUCCUCUUCCUGUUCCUGUCCACUCUGGUGUUGAUUCAUUCUGUAACGAGUUGCGGCUACCCGGGAUCCCCCUCUCACGCCGUGGUGACCUUCACGCCGGACUUUGUACGACCCGGAACGGUAGCGACUUACGAAUGCGAGCCGGGCUUCGAGUUGCUCGGUCCGUCGCGACGCCUCUGCUCCACCAACGGAACUUGGACACCUGCCGGCAUCCCUUUCUGUGUUUUGAACGUGGCGGCCGGUAAGGCGCCGAUGCAAUCUAGUGUGGCCGGUGGCGGCGUUCCAGAGCGAGCCGUCGACGGUAGCACCAGCAAUUUCUUCACGCCGGAAACGUGCAGUUUGACCGAAGUGGAGCGUUCCCCUUGGUGGUACGUCAACCUUCUAGAGCCGUACAUGGUCCAGCUGGUGCGACUCGACUUUGGCAAACCUUGCUGCGAGGAUGGUAAGCCGGCCACAAUUGUUGUGAGAGUAGGCAACAGCCGUCCCGACAUGGGAGUCAAUGCCGUCUGUAACCGCUUCACUGGUUUCAUUGAAGAGGGACGCCCGCUCUUCCUCCCGUGCAAUCCUCCCAUGGCCGGAGCGUUUGUCUCCGUUCAUCUCGAAGGGCCGGCGGGCAACAGCCUCUCCAUUUGCGAGGCAUUCGUCUACACAGAUCAGGCUCUGCCUAUUGAAAGAUGUCCACAAUUCCGCGAUCAAGAACCCGGCAGUAGUGCCACCUAUAACGGUAAAUGUUAUCUGUUUCACGACAAUCAACCACUCAACUUCAACGAGGCCCGACAAUUCUGUGAAGCCCGUGGCGGAUCACUGAUUGAUGAAACCAAUCCAGCCUUACAGGGAUUCGUUAGUUGGGAAUUAUGGAGGCGGCACAGCCGGAAUGACCCAAGUGGUCAGUAUUGGUUAGGGCUUAUGCGAGAUACAGUUGAUCGUAGCAAUUGGAAAUGGCUUUCGGGUAAAGACGUCACUGUCUCAUUUUGGAAUUUGCCCGGUGGCGGAGAGAAUUGCGCCCGCUACGAUGGCACCAAAGGAUGGCUUUGGUCAGACACCAAUUGCAACCGCAAACUCUUCUUUAUUUGCCAACAUCGUCCAAAGUCGUGCGGACGGCCUGAACAACCAGCCAACGGCACAUUGAUAGCUGAUAAUUUCAAUGUCGGAAAUCGAGUGGAAUAUCGUUGUGAUGCGGGCCACAUGGCCGUUGGCCCAACUACCAGGACAUGCCUCUCAUCUGGAUUCUUCGGGGAAUAUCCGCCCGUAUGCAAAUAUGUUCAAUGCGGAAUGCCGGCCCGGAUUCCCAACGGUGGUUACAAGCUGGUCAAUGACACACGCCACUAUCUCAGCAUGACUUCGUACUCUUGUAAUGAUGGCUACCAACUCAUCGGCCGUGGAGAUCUUAUCUGUGACAUCGAUGGUCGUUGGAACGGACCUCCACCUCGUUGUGAACCCGUCUACUGUCUCGAACCGCCCGUCAUCAACAAUGGCGGUUUCCGGCUCUCGACCAACUCGACCGUGGCCGGAACGGUGGUCGAGUACUACUGCCUGACCAACUCGCGCUAUCGGAUGUCGGGGCCCAGCCGCAUCGUCUGCCAAUCCGACGGCCAUUACGAUCGGGACCCUCCCGUUUGCGUCGACGCGGAAGACGAGGACUCUCGCCAGCCGGAAAAGAAUGUGAUGCCGGUCGAUCGCAAGAUUGACCUUCCCCUGCAAUCACACGAGACCGAAUAUGAUUACGAGUAUUACGACGAGAGCCAUGAUGAGGGUUUCAUCCCAGCAAAUUUUGCCUCCAAAUUCAACCCACCUGUGCCCACCGCUAAAAUCAGCCCUAGCAGCACAGUUGCGCCCACCACCAUGAAACCUGUUGCGUCGACGAGAAGCACGAUACCUAGCACAAUUAGCACUACAACAGCGGCACCGACGACCAAGAGCACAAGCACCACUCGCGCAAAGGUCACGAAAGUGGAGAGUACAGUUCGAUCGACGACAACAACGACUAGUACUUCUGUUCGGCCGAAAAGUACUUCUAUGCCGACUGUACCUACUCGGAGACCAUUCGACCCGACACGAUUGACGAAGCUUAACAACAGACCCACUGGCACAAGCCAAAGCCGGGCAGGCGUCUUUUCUAAUGACAACAACAGAGUUAAAGCUAACGUGGCCCUUAAUGUCCCCAAUGGCCCUGUCUAUCUCUCUCCUCAAGAUAACGAGAUUGCCGACAGUUCCAACGUCAAGAACAACGUGCCGCCCAAUGUCAACGAGCCGCAAAAUACCAUCGAAUCCGACAGCCAAGGAUUUACCCCAAAGCUGAAUUUAGGAGGCAUCAUCGCGCUAGGAGUUUUUGGAGGUUUCGUCUUCCUAUCGGCCAUCAUCACCACGUUCGUCAUCGUCGUCCGCCGCAUUCGUAAUGAUAAACGCUAUCGGCGCCGCGGAGCAUCCAGCGAGACCCAAACAGCCGCCACUUUCGACUCGUCCAGCAUUGAUGCGGGAGCAGGGGGAACGGGCGCGGCUGGGUUAAGCAAAUCGUAUCGUCAGGCUUGGGAUAAUUUACGUGAUCCUGAACAACCGAAGCGCACCAAGAGUCAUCAUCACCAUCACGCUCAAGCUUCUCGCAAGGAGACCAUGGAUGACCCGAAUUAUCGAACUCGUCACAGCGAAGUCGUUCGUGAAGAAGGCGAAAUGGUCGUCUCGGAUGUCUACCCUAAAUCGGGAACUAAACAUCAUCAUGGCGAAAAGAAGCGUCAUCAUCACCAUCAUCACCAUAAACAUAGCAAACGUAACGCUGGGGGUGAUUGGUAGAUGUAGAAGGGGGGAAACCUUAAGAAAGAAAAAUGAUUUUUCUUCUUCCGACUUUGUUUUUGUUGUUGUUGCUGGUGGGCGCAUGAUGAAAUUGAAUGGAACUAGAUACAAAAAUUUGUUUCCAUUCAGCUUUGGGAUAUAUUACAGCUGAAAUCCAAAAUGUGUACGUAUAUUCUAUUGUUGGUUAAGUCUUUUACUGUUACGAUUACUAAAUCGUUUUCUCCCAUUUUUAUUAUGGUUUCUAUUUUCAUCCCACGUCAUUUACUUUCACCCAUAAACUUACUUGUGAAAUGUUGAAAAUACCUGCGUCAGGAAGAUUUGAAUCGUUACAAAUUAUCGUCGUUAUAAUCCGAUGUGGUGGAUACACAGCGCUUGUGUUAAGCUGUGCUUGUAAACAUAAACCCUUUUUUUUCAACAGCGUUUUUACGAAGGCAUUGGCCGAUUUGUCUGCGUUUUGCAGGGGUCAACUUCAGUUUUCUUUGUACAUAAUGCCAUUUUCCUUAUAACCUAUUACCUGUGUGAUUUAACAUAUAUUUAAGGGUGCUUCCCAAGACACAACUUCCUUUCCGUUUGAUUUUUUAAUAGUAAUUUGCACUACAUAUAUUGCCUCACUUUCUUUUGAUUACCAUAAAUAGUUUCUACAUGCCACUUAUGUAUUUAAAUGACUGAUGCUUGACGUAAGUAAUAAAAUCAUUUGGAAAAGCAAA